CACUCUCAUUCCUCUCUCACAGGACCAGUCUUCGAGUUUAUCAAAUACUUCUAUAAACAUCAAUCGAUCGUAUCAAGGUUUAUUUCUGUAAACGAUGUCUUCGACAACUCUCUACACCUUCGAACUCUCGGUCUGGUCCGCUGUUGCUGAACUCGCGGUCUUGGAGCUUGGCCUCGCAGACAAGGUCGAAAAGAAAUAUGUUGACCUCGUCCACGGAGAGAAUUUCAAGCCCGAGUUCGUCAAGAUCAACGAGAACGCCACCCUCCCUACUAUCGUUGGUCCUGAUGGCACGGUGUACAAGAACACGACAGACGUGGUGAACUAUUUGGCGUCGAUCGCGCCUGUCAAGGUGAAGGCUGCCACCGAAAUCACAGCCUUGACCCAUGAAGCGAACAUCGACCCGAACUUUGCGUUGCUUUCCGCUAGGAACGCGGAGGAGCUCGCAGCGAAGUCUAGCGCUUUCCCCAAGGUCUUCGUCGAAAACCGCCAUGCCGGUAUCACCAAAUACUCUUCCACCCCCGAAGCCAAACCCUUCGAAGCCCUCUACACCGGCAAACUCGCCGGCUCUAGCUGGCUCCUCUCCCUCUACACCAACACCGCCGACGAGGCCACUAAGGCCGAGUUCUACAAAGCAUCGCAAGCCACUUGGGACGCUCUCACCGUCUUCUACUUCGAGACUCUCCCCGCCAAACUCCGUGACGCGGGAGCUGGACCGUUCUUGGGCGGAGAGAAGCCUGGCGUCGAUGAUUUCCAUGUGGCGGCGCGGGUGGCGCAUUUGGCGAGUUUGUUCGGGGCGACGAAGAGCGAGGAGGGUUUGGAGGCCUUUAGGAAGGGGUUUGGCGGCAAAGAUGUUCCGGUUGAGAUUGUGAAGUACUGGGAAGCGUGGACCCCCAGGGAGAGCUGGAAGCAGGUCUACGCGAAGACCCUUCAUUAGAGAACGACCGUGUUUGAUGUUGAGGGACAUUGUACUUUAUACCUGGAUUGUUUGGCUUUGUUGUUAAUGAAUGAAUGAUACCAUUUUCUUUCCUUGUGCCUGUACCGAGCGCCACACCUCCUUUGGUGGAAUU
Stereum hirsutum FP-91666 SS1 is the source of this 1067-nucleotide messenger RNA. RefSeq lists its product as uncharacterized. The transcript has 6 exons. The record is from RefSeq and is a predicted model, not a curated record. The coding region runs from base 95 to 934 and encodes 279 amino acids. NCBI's taxonomy places the organism in Eukaryota, Fungi, Basidiomycota, Agaricomycetes, Russulales, Stereaceae.